AGCGGCGGCGGGAGACUACGGAGUUUACCGCCGGAAAUUCUGAAGCCUUGACCAUGGAGAGCCGGCCCGUCUCUCUAGCUAGAGAGGCUUACUUCCGCCCCGUUAAGGGAUGGGGGCGGCCAUCUUGAGUGCGUGCAAUUAAAGGCCUUGGCGGGAUUGGUCCGCGUCCGGGCUCUGCUGUUGCUCCGAGGGUUCCACAGCGAACCCUUCCCUGCGUGGAGGAGGGCCUGCUGACGCCCGAUUCCUUUUGCAGGUGAAGGAUGACCCCAGCACGCACUUCUACGGGACCUACGACUUACCCUCCUUAGGUCAUAUCCUCUGGGAAAAUACCAGACUGUCCUAAACCUACCCUGCUAGGAGGCUAGAAGAGGGUUCGAAGUAAGGAGGUGUGUCUUGGGGCCGCCUGUCCUUCCGAUCCUGGAAAGGUGUGGAUACACGUUGAGGAGCAGAAGAAACUCUUUAAAUUCUGGAAAUAGUGACUCAGUAUCAUGGCCAGCCGCCUUAAUGAAGAUCCAGAAGGAAGUCGAAUCACUUAUGUAAAAGGAGAUCUUUUCGCAUGUCCCAAAACAGACUCUCUAGCCCAUUGUAUCAGUGAGGAUUGUCGAAUGGGUGCCGGAAUAGCUGUUCUCUUCAAGAAGAAAUUUGGAGGAGUACAGGAACUGUUAAGUCAACAAAAGAAGUCUGGAGAAGUGGCUGUUCUGAAGAGAGAUGAGCGAUAUAUAUAUUACUUGAUUACAAAGAAGCGGCCUUCACACAAGCCGACGUAUGAAAACCUACAGAAGAGUUUAGAGGCCAUGAAGUCCCAUUGUUUGAAGAAUGGAGUCACUGACCUCUCCAUGCCCAGAAUUGGAUGUGGCCUGGAUCGUCUGCAGUGGGAAAAUGUAUCUGCGAUUAUUGAAGAAGUGUUUGAGUCAACAGACAUCAAGAUUACCGUGUAUACACUCUGAACAGAUGGCAAUUCUGGAUGGGCCCAGUCUUUUGUGUCAAUCCCUACUUGGCUGUAGGACUAAGCAAUUGUAGGACUUAAUGGCCAGAGGACAGUCGGUGUGAGGGAAUCUGUGUCACAGAUGAGGGCUUCUGUAUUCCAAAAGGAUAUGGUGGGCACUGCGCCCAAGCAGUGUUGCUGUAUUCUUUUGCAGGAGGGUAAGGUCUGUCACUAACCCAGGAAACCAGAUAGGUAAGCUGUUCUAGGGCCUGUUUUGUUUGUCCACUACUGGGUUUGUUUGGCUGGUCACUAGGUGGCAGCAUUGGUUCUAAUUUUUCUUUUAAAGAGACAUUAUGGGAAGGGUAACCUUUUGAGAUUCUUCACGUCUCUUGUGUUUGUACACAUAGUGUUAGUUUGAUGUCAUCAAAAAAUCAUCAUAGGAAAGGGUAUGGUUGUUACAAAUGUCACCAAGGAGUUUGUGGUGACAAGAGUGGAACAAUAAACCUUUCUCUUAGGUUCACUGA
This is a messenger RNA of Meriones unguiculatus (Mongolian gerbil), 1449 nucleotides long. RefSeq names its product O-acyl-ADP-ribose deacylase 1 (gene Oard1). NCBI's taxonomy places the organism in Eukaryota, Metazoa, Chordata, Mammalia, Rodentia, Muridae. Gene Ontology annotation, biological process: peptidyl-glutamate ADP-deribosylation. The record is from RefSeq and is a predicted model, not a curated record. Bases 489 to 947 code for a protein of 152 amino acids. The transcript is spliced from 7 exons.